AUGCGCCGUCGAUGCGCAUGGAAAAUAUACGAACUUUUUGAGUACUCCGGAAUCGAGGACCAACGAGAUCUCAAAGAAUUUUUCACUUGGAUUUUGAACAACUACGGUCAGGCUCAAACUUUGCCACCGUCGUCCACCACGAAAACAAACCUCCAAAUGAAAGGCACGCUCUCGCAUAAUUUUGAGCGACGUCUUCAAAAAAUGAGCCUCAUGGCAAAGUCCGAUUCUCGAUGCAAAGGCCACUCCUUCCGCUCGCGCGGUUCGUGUGAACACUCACGCCUCAACAAUGACUACAUUCAGAAUAUAAUUGAUUUUCAGAAACAGGACAAGAUUCUGGAUCCCGAACUCGUCAGCGAUGUGUUGGAAGAAGCGACUGUUAUUCUUCAGGCAGUUCCAAAUAUUCAGACGGCUUCAACAACAUUGUCACAACGAAUUACGAUUUGUGGAGACCUCCACGGUCAAGUAGAGGACCUAACUCUCAUUUUUAAUAUGAACGGCCUUCCUGAUAUUUUUAACCCAUACAUAUUCAAUGGGGACUUUGUUGAUCGCGGUAGUCAUUCAAUGGAAGUCCUCAUCAUCCUACUCUGCUGUCUGAUUGCUCAUCCCUCUGCGGUUUAUCUUAAUCGAGGCAAUCAUGAGGAUCCAGUUUUAAAUAAACGGUAUGGAUUUGCGGACGAAAUUCGUUUAAAAUAUCCGUUUUCUUCAGUCCUGCAACCCCCUCUAGAAGGUGAGAAGGCGGUACCUAUCGAGGAUUGGCGACAGAUCCUUGAUUUAUUGUGGAGCGAUCCUCAGACGAUGACCGGCUGCAAACCAAAUAUCAAACGCGGAGGAGGCAGCUACUUCGGACCAGAUGUAACCGCCAGCCUCUUAAGCCAUCUCAAGAUCGGCAUUCUUAUACGCUCACACGAAUGCUGUCCUAAUGGCUGGAAACUCGACCACAAUAAAAAGGUCCUGACCGUAUUCUCCGCCUCCGAUUACUACGGCCCAAACAGCAAUUUGGGUGCAUUCGUCCAACUAUCCUCCCAGCGCGUUGUAAGCGCUGCACAAGUCGAGGCUAAAAUCAGCAUCGCCGAACCAGCCGAGGAAACAAUCCGUGAUUUGCCCCCGUUUCAACAACAAGGAAAGGUCAGAACGGCUUACGACACCAGCUCCAUCAUAUUUACACGCAUAAUCAAACAGGCUGACAACAGAGAGGACUCAGGGACAGGACAAAAACACAUCACAGAAACGCUAAUUAUACCUCGUGUAGUGACGUUUCGUGCCGGAAACCUAAGGCAAUUUCAAACUAAUCUCAGCAGAAAGAAUUCAAGUGACGUGGCUUUUCGAAUGCUCCUUAAACGAAUCAUGAGUCGAAAGUCGAGUAUUUUGGCCGCGCUGCAUGAAUACGACAAAAGGCGGACUGGUAACUUAGCAAAUUUUUUUAUUAAGAGAAAACUUACCAGUGAAUGUUACGCGAAUUUGGAUGAAUUGGUUUCAAUUUUCAAGCAAUUUGACAAUGAAAACAAUGGCUUUGUGAGUGUAGAGAACUUCAAGGAGAAAUGCAAACAACUUUAUUCAGAUAAAGGGAUCACCUCAAAUUCCUCUACCAUUGCUAAGCUCGCAAUGCUUCUAGAUUUUAACAACGAUGGAAUUAUUGAUUUCAACGAAUUUAUUGAGGGUUCUCGACUUGUGCAAGAAAACUGUAAGUUGGUUAGUUUUUUUUUUGUUGAAUUACUACAUUCUACCGACAACCCUACCUUUAAACAGUUCAAAAUACCGCAUAUUACAGUCACUAGGAGUCCUACGCAAAAUGAAACACAUUUUGAAAGGCAACUUCUAAACACCUUUUUUUAA
Messenger RNA from Mesocestoides corti, 1833 nucleotides. Lineage: Eukaryota; Metazoa; Platyhelminthes; Cestoda; Cyclophyllidea; Mesocestoididae. The record is from the annotation of a GenBank genome assembly.